Molecule: messenger RNA, 900 nt
Organism: Wasmannia auropunctata (little fire ant)
Lineage: Eukaryota; Metazoa; Arthropoda; Insecta; Hymenoptera; Formicidae
Exons: 1
Coding region: 1-900 (299 amino acids)
Source: RefSeq, a predicted model, not a curated record
AUGCCGGUCGAUCAUUCUCCGCCACGUGAUCCGCCAAGAGACGGUUCCACGACGACUACAGGCGAUCAGCAGGACAACGAACCUCUUAUUCAAGAUAUAGCGGUAAUCAAGUCUCGUCAAAUAACGCUGCCACCAUUCUAUAAGCAAAAUCCGCGUUUAUGGUUUGCGCAAAUCGAGUUAGCGUUUGCGAAUCAUAAUAUUACAUCAGACACGACUAAGUUUCGUCAGCUAGCCGCUCAGCUUUCCGGAGACGUAUUAGACAGCGUUUCAGACAUCAUUCUUUCACCUCCGCGAGAAAAUAAAUACGAAACUAUCAAGAAGAGAAUAACCACAGCGUAUGACAAGGGAGAUGAAAGGAGACUUCGACGCCUUCUCCGAGGCAACGAAAUAGGCGAAAAACCUACGGCUUACCUUUACCGACUUAAAAGCUUAACUACAGGGCAAUGCAGCGAGCCUGUGCUAGGAUCCCUGUUCCUAGAACAGCUUCCUGAUCAAGUGCGCACAAUCUUGGCAAUCACAGGCGCGCAGGACGUAGCAUCUCUAGCGGAGAUAGCGGACAAGGCGAUGGACAUAAUCAAACCGCCCAUUCUAGCCAUCAGUGCCACGGGUGUCACGCCAGACAUAAAGCACAAAUCAGAAGGUGAGUCCGCACAAGCAAAGGCUAUAGAGACGCUAACAUUACAGGUCGAGGCUCUCGCAAGGAAAUUCGAGCAAAAAUCACACCCUCGCCGAGCACAGUCUAAAAGCCGAGGACGACAGCUCGCCAAUCGCUUACCUGCUCAAACUGCCAAGAAUCCCGCUAGCCGUCCCUGCUACUUCCACAGAAGAUUCGGCACGGAAGCUCGCAACUGCCAAGAACCUUGUGGAUGGCCUAAGACGCAAGAGAAACAGGAAAACUAA